Messenger RNA from Canis lupus familiaris (dog), 2289 nucleotides. It is a transcript of the gene STAMBP, whose product is annotated as STAM binding protein. The transcript has 10 exons. The record is from RefSeq and is a predicted model, not a curated record. Gene Ontology annotation, molecular function: metal-dependent deubiquitinase activity; K63-linked deubiquitinase activity; protein binding. Gene Ontology annotation, biological process: protein K63-linked deubiquitination. Bases 401 to 1675 code for a protein of 424 amino acids. NCBI's taxonomy places the organism in Eukaryota, Metazoa, Chordata, Mammalia, Carnivora, Canidae. Gene Ontology annotation, cellular component: endosome; cleavage furrow.
UCCUUCCCCGCGCCCUCUGCCCGGCCCGCCGCGCCGCGAGCCCACUGACGGCUCCGGUCCCAGCCAGGCCCGGCGCGUCCCCGCCUGCCGCGCUCUGAAGACCCGAAAACCAGGAUAAUUUUGCCCUGGGUUGGCAACUUGGGCUUGAGGGCCUUCAAGAAGGGGGCCUCAAGCAGGUGUCAGGAGGGCCCUCCGCUCACGCUUGCCACUUCCUUUGACCUCCUCUUGGUCUUAACUCCUCAGCCCCUUGUGCCACCUUUGCCCCUUUUUGGGGAUGCCGCAUCUGCUCUUGGUGGAGGGGUGCGUAGCCUUCUAGCACCGGGCACCGCUUGCUGGUCCUGGGAGGGUCUUCCGUUCUCGACCCCGCAGAUCCUCUUCCGCAGAGAACUUCUUGGUCCUGAUGUCUGACCAUGGAGAUGUGAGCCUUCCGCCCGAAGACCGGGUGAGAGCCCUGUCCCAGAUGGGUAGCACAGUGGAGAUAAAUGAAGACAUUCCACCCCGACGGUACUUCCGCUCUGGAGUCGAGAUUAUCCGAAUGGCAUCCAUUUACUCUGAGGAAGGCAACAUUGAACAUGCCUUCAUCCUCUAUAACAAGUAUAUCACGCUCUUUAUUGAGAAGCUCCCAAAGCAUCGAGAUUACAAAUCAGCUGUCAUUCCUGAGAAGAAAGACACAGUAAAGAAGUUAAAGGAAAUUGCAUUUCCCAAAGCAGAAGAGCUGAAGGAAGAGCUAUUAAAACGAUAUACCAAAGAAUAUAUAGAAUAUAAUGAAGAAAAGAAGAGAGAAGCAGAAGAACUCGCCCGGAAUGUGGCCAUCCAGCAGGAGCUGGAGAAGGAACGGCAGAGGGUGGCGCAGCAGAAGCAGCAGCAGUUGGAACAGGAGCAGUUCCAUGCCUUUGAGGAGAUGAUCCGGAACCAGGAACUGGAAAAGGAGCGGCUGAAAAUCGUGCAAGAGUUUGGGAAGGUGGACCCUGGCCUAGGCGGGCCUCUGGUGCCGGACUUGGAGAAGCCCUCCCCAGACAUAUUCCCCCCAGCACCUGUCGCAUCUGCACAGCCUGCGGACUGUAAUACAGCUGUAAGGCCUGCCAAGCCACCUGUGGUAGACAGGUCCUUAAAACCUGGAGCAUUGAGCAACUCAGAAAGUACUCCUACAAUCGAUGGACUGCGCCAUGUGGUGGUACCUGAAAGGCUCUGUCCACAGUUUCUCCAGCUAGCCAGUGCCAACACAGCCCGAGGAGUGGAGACAUGUGGAAUUCUCUGUGGAAAACUGAUGAAGAAUGAAUUUACCAUUACCCAUGUUCUCAUCCCCAAGCAAAGUGCGGGGUCUGAUUAUUGCCACACUGAGAAUGAAGAAGAGCUCUUCCUCAUACAGGAUCAACAGGGUCUUAUCACACUGGGCUGGAUCCAUACUCAUCCCACACAGACUGCCUUCCUCUCCAGUGUUGAUCUACACACUCAUUGCUCCUACCAGAUGAUGUUGCCGGAAUCAAUAGCCAUUGUUUGCUCCCCCAAGUUCCAGGAAACUGGAUUCUUUAAAUUAACUGACCAUGGACUAGAAGAGAUUUCUUCCUGUCGCCAGAAAGGAUUUCAUCCACACAGCAAGGAUCCACCUCUCUUCUGUAGCUGCAGCCACGUGACUGUUGUGGAUAGAGCAGUGACCAUCACAGACCUUCGAUGAAAAUUUGACUCAAACACCUCCCAAGAACUAUAAAACCAUAUCAGUGUACUGUAGCCUCUUAAUUUAAACUUUCCAGAAAACUCUGGAAGCUUUUUUAGACAGAAUUGAAAGUGAGUAUAACCUGGGGGAGAACUAAUUCUUCUGUUUCUGGUUUAAAAAGAAAUAAUUGGCUGUACUUUUUAGGCAAGUGUGGAAAAUGGCAUGAUAAUGCUAAGACAACUCUUCAGUAUAUCUGUAAUGAAAAAAUUAAGUUGAAAGAAUGGUAUAAUGAAUACUUAUCUAUGCCCUUUGUUCUCGAUUCACCAGUUGUGUUAAUAUUUUUUUCCCCUCUAAUCUAUCCUAAUUUCUCCACCAAUAUGUUUGUUGUUGUUUACCUUUGGAAUUAUUAAGGGCAUCUAUGUAGAAAUUGGGAAGCCAUUUAGAAAAUCUUUGGGUUUUCCUGUGGUUUAUGCCAAUAUUAAUGAAGCUUAUUACAAGGGUGAGGGAUAGCUCACUAUGUCUGACGAGAUAGUGAGGCUCGAAAACCCUGAAGAAUGAUUUUUGUCAGGAAGUAUUGUUAUUUAACAAAUAUUACAGGAUAUUUUUUCCUCUACAAUAAAAUGACAAUUAACAUA